AUGAAAACUAUUAUUUUGCUGUUGGUGUUCUCCAUAACCGUGUCCAUGGUAUUUGGCAUUUCAGACAUUUGUCAACAACCACCCGGUGACCCAGGUCCCUGUCGUGCAUCAUCAAUCCGUUACACCUAUCUCUUGCAUGAACACAGGUGUGUUAAAUUUACCUAUGGCGGAUGUUUGGGAAAUGAGAACAAAUUCUUUACCAAGGAGGAGUGUGAAAGAACUUGUUGGAAUCCCAUACUGCCUAAAAAUGAAGAAGUAACUCAAGCCCCAGAAUCAACCGAAAUCCCGGAACUAAGUCUAAAUACUGAUGCCACACCUGCAGAUAUUGAAAGUACAUCAUAG
Molecule: messenger RNA, 342 nt
Organism: Musca vetustissima
Lineage: Eukaryota; Metazoa; Arthropoda; Insecta; Diptera; Muscidae
Product: U-actitoxin-Avd3p-like
Exons: 2
Coding region: 1-342 (113 amino acids)
Molecular function (GO): serine-type endopeptidase inhibitor activity
Source: RefSeq, a predicted model, not a curated record